CAUGACCUCGGCCAACGACUACGAGCAGCUGGAGCUGCAGCAGCAGUACAGCCGCAUCAACGUCCGCUGGGACGCGUCCGACGAUGAGCUGGACAACGACAACAGCUCGGCGCGGCUCUUUGAGCGCUCCCGCAUCAAAGCCCUGGCAGAUGAGCGGGAGGCCGUGCAGAAGAAAACCUUCACCAAGUGGGUGAACUCGCACCUGGCUCGUGUCACCUGCCGCAUCUCGGACCUCUACAUGGACCUCCGGGACGGGCGCGUGCUCAUCAAGCUGCUGGAGGUGCUGUCAGGAGAGCUUCUGCCCAAGCCCACCAAGGGCCGGAUGCGGAUCCACUGCCUGGAGAAUGUGGACAAGGCGCUGCAGUUCCUGAAGGAGCAGCGGGUGCACCUGGAGAACAUGGGCUCCCACGACAUUGUGGAUGGCAACCACCGCCUCGUCCUUGGCCUCAUCUGGACCAUCAUCCUCCGCUUCCAGAUCCAGGACAUCAUUGUGGAGACGCAGGAGGGCCGGGAGACACGCUCUGCCAGGGAUGCACUGCUGCUCUGGUGCCAGAUGAAGACGGCAGGUCCCCCCCCCCCAGGUACCGGCGGCCCUACGUUUGAAUGUACCAAAUCUUCAUCAAGUCUUGGAAGGACGGGCCUGGCUUCAAUGCUCCUCAUCACAGGCACAGAUGUAUUCACGGAGAACCCUGACGAGAAGUCCAUCAUCACCUACGUGGUGGCCUUCUACCACUACUUCUCCAAAAUGAAGGUGCUGGAGGUGGAGGGAAGGCGCCUGGGCAAGGUCAUCGAGCACGCCAAGGAGACGGAGCGGAUGAUCGAGGGCUACGGGGGGCUGGCAUCUGACCUGCUCACCUGGAUCGAGCAGACCAUCGCCUCCCUCAACAGCCGCAGCUUCGCCAACUCGCUGGCCGGGGUGCAGCACCAGCUGCAAGCCUUCAGCACCUACCGUACCGUGGAGAAGCCCCCCAAGUUUCAGGAGAAGGGUAACCUGGAGGUGCUGCUCUUCACCAUCCAGUCACGGAUGAGAGCCAACAACCAGCGCGUCUACACCCCGCACGAGGGGCGCCUGGUCUCCGACAUCAACCGG
This is a messenger RNA of Manacus vitellinus (golden-collared manakin), 1090 nucleotides long. RefSeq names its product spectrin beta chain, erythrocytic-like. Gene Ontology annotation, molecular function: actin filament binding. Gene Ontology annotation, cellular component: cell projection; cortical actin cytoskeleton; plasma membrane. The annotation marks the transcript as partial. The record is from RefSeq and is a predicted model, not a curated record. Gene Ontology annotation, biological process: actin cytoskeleton organization. Lineage: Eukaryota; Metazoa; Chordata; Aves; Passeriformes; Pipridae. The transcript is spliced from 8 exons.